Messenger RNA from Aspergillus lentulus, 1308 nucleotides. The record is from RefSeq and is a predicted model, not a curated record. NCBI's taxonomy places the organism in Eukaryota, Fungi, Ascomycota, Eurotiomycetes, Eurotiales, Aspergillaceae.
AUGUCCGGGGCAGCCAAAAGAGCCGCCUCGCCCACCAGAGGCAUCUCUCCGCCCCCGCUUAAAAGAAAAGUCGAGUCAACCGUCACAAAGCGCACUGUCGCCUCGUUUUUCACACCUACAUCUCAGAAAAAGCCUGAGAAGAUCACAUGGAGGGUGGUCAACAACAGCCUCGUCAUUGGAAAGUAUACCACCGGUGCAGGUGAACAACCUGCACGAAGAGAGAAGGCCAAAGUGGCCGCCUUCGAUCUGGACUCCACCCUGGUUGUGACAGCCUCCGGCAACACCUUUCCGCGGGACUCUUCAGAUUGGAAGUGGUUUUCUCCCAAUGUACCGACGAGACUCCAGGAGCUGAAUGCUGAAGGAUACCAUGUCGUGAUCAUGUCCAACCAGAAGAGGAUCAGCCUGCAGAAAGACCUGAAGGGUGGCCGAGCCGAUUCGAAGAGCUUGACUAAUUUCAAGGAAAGGGUGACAGGCGUGAUGCGUCAGAUCGACAUCCCGAUCAGCGUCUAUGCCGCCACGGCAGACGACGAGAAUAGAAAGCCGCGAACCGGAAUGUGGAAGGAGUUUGUGGAAGACUACGACCUCGAUGUCUUUGGCGUCGAUCCAUCUGCAUCAUUCUACGUGGGUGAUGCUGCUGGGCGUCCCCGAGAUCACUCCAUGGUAGAUCGAGGCUUCGCGAUGAACGUCGGCAUCCCAUUCAAGACACCCGAAGAGUUCUUCCUGGAUCAGGCCUCCCAAGAUGUCCAGGUGGCCUUCAACCCUUCUUCGUAUAUCAAGACUGACCCCGCGGACAACGUGCCUGCCCCUUUCACCCGCCAGAGUCCUCGCGAACUGGUCAUCUUCUGCGGCAGCCCUGGAGCGGGUAAAUCGACCUUUUACUGGAAUCACCUCGAGCCGCUGGGGUACGAGCGAGUCAAUCAGGACAUUCUCAAGACGAGACAGAAGUGUAUCAAAGUCGCCAAAGAGUUUCUCGCAGCCGGUUCCUCCGUCGUCGUGGACAACACAAACGCAGACCCCAACACACGCGCCGAAUGGGUACGCGUCGCAAAGGAAUUCAACGUCCCCAUCCGAUGUGUCCACUUCACCGCUCCGCCGGAACUAUGCAAGCAUAACAACGCCGUCCGCGCCGCGAACCGAGCCUUGAACCCCGAAUCCCGCGCACCACUCCCCGGCAUCGCAUUCGGCGAUUUUUUGAAACGCUUCAAAGAGCCCACCCUGGAGGAAGGAUUCAGUGAUAUCGUCCGCGUGGAUUUUCGGUUUCAGGGCGGCGAAGAGGCAAGACGGAUAUGGGGCCAGUACUGGGUUUGA